AUGCGAUGCGCGAGCAAGGCCGCCGAGAGCGCGUCUGCACGUCUCUGUGCGGACGCCGAAGCAGAAACAACAGCAACUGAUGUCUCAUCGGUUGCUGAAGCGACCCAGCCUGUGUCACUUGGCGAUGCACGCGCUGGUCAUGAAGACACUCGUGUCUUCACAGAGUACGAGCUCGGUGUCUCGUACUCUCCUGAUACAGAUGACGGAUCCGUAUCGACGGCAAUUGAAUCCAAGCCGCCUGCCAAGCGUGGCAUGGACGAUGCUUUGCGUCGCAGCAUCUUUGGUUCAUCUGAUGAGUCAGAUGAACCAUCGCCGAAGCGAAGGCGCUCGAGGUCGCGAGACUCGGGCGCUAAUAGUGGUGUCGUUUCUCCAAUGGACACCACUUCACAGCGAGGUGCCAGUACUUCUGUCGGCACGUCGCAGGAAGAGCGGGACCGCAAUGUGUUGCGUCUCGCUCCUGAGAAGAAGGCAUGGAUGCCUCCAAAAUCCGUCAUGGAUCACUUGUCGGCGACGACGAGUGAUCGUUAUCGAACACGAUUGUUCGAUUCGUCAAGGAUCCAUCACCUUGACCCCAGCGCGAAGGACUAUCGCGCUGAAACGAAUUCUUCAUCGAUGCUUUCUUCAGACAUCGAUGGUACAGUGGGAAUCACAAACGUGAUGGUCCCUCACUACUUCAGGCGUGGAACGCCUACAUCCAUAAUCUCGAGGAUGUAG
Molecule: messenger RNA, 714 nt
Organism: Peronospora matthiolae
Lineage: Eukaryota; Oomycota; Peronosporomycetes; Peronosporales; Peronosporaceae
Source: the annotation of a GenBank genome assembly